UGUGCACGGGCGAUCAGGCGACUUUUGCCAUCUCACUCUCUCACUCUCUUUCUUCCUCUCUCUUCCUCACUCCUGCCAUCUCACACUCGUUAUGCUAUCCCUCCUACCUCUCCUACCCCUCGCCGCUGCCGCGACCUACCCCCUCGUCGACAGCCAUAAGGGUGCGACCUUCCUCGACGGCUUCACGGUCCCCGCUGGCGCGUACGACAACACCACUUCCGGCGAUGUGUUCUGGGCGGCCAAGGGCAAUUCGUCGGUCAUGUACUUGAACGAUGCUGGGCGGUUUAUUUUGAAGGUCGACAACACCUCCUUCGUUCCGUGGAAUGAGAAGCGCUAUGCCCCCUCGCUCCUCACGGAGCGCGCGUACCCCAUCGGCUCAGUCUUUGUGAUGGACGCUGUUCACAUGCCCUACGGGUGCAGCGUCUGGCCCGCAUUUUGGACGCAGGGUGCGCAGUGGCCUGAAGGCGGCGAGAUCGACAUCAUGGAAGGCGUGAAUGGGCAAACGACGAACCAGAUCGCGCUGCACUCGCACAACGACGGAUGUUACGCGUCGUCAAGCGCGCAAAUGACCGGCCAGCUGCGCUUGGACAACUGCUCCGUGACGUCGAACGGUGGGAGUGGGUGCACGGUGGGCGACAGCGACACACGGAGCUACGGCGAGGGCUUCGCGGCGGCCGGCGGCGGCGUAUACGUCGCUGAAUUCGCGGCGGACGCCAUCCGCGUGUGGUUCAAGAGCCGCGCCGACGUGCCCGCCGCCAUGAGCGGCGACGCCGCCACGAUCGACACCAGCAUCCUCGGCACCCCGACGGCAAGCUACCCGGCAAGCACGUGCGACAUUGCCAAGUUCUUCGCGGACCAGAUCCUCACCAUCACCAUCACGCUGUGCGGGUCAUGGGCAGGCACGCAGAGCGUGCUCGAGUCCACAUGCCCCGCGCUCAUCGGGACCAACACGUGCUACACGACCUACGUGAUUAACGACGCCAGUGAGACAUACAAGAACGCAUACUUUGAGCUCAACUACAUCAACAUCUACUCGACCGGCGUCGAGCCCAGCUCGAGCAACUCUACGGCCUCGGCCUCCCGCUCGGGGUCGAGCACCGCGCGUACUUCCGCCUCGCCAGGCGCAACCGGCACAAGCGGCGCCCGCCGCGCCCUCGACAUGCCCAUCCGCUUCGGCUGGGCGGCGGGCGUCGCCGCCGCUCUGGGCGGCGCCCUCACCUUUGUCCUCUAACCCAUAGACUCUCCUUGACGACUUUCAACGCGGACUCUGUCGGCUCGGUGACGUGCGCUGUGCAUAGUCUCUGUAGCCCAUAGCCAUUCACAGUAUGCAAAGCUGUGUACAUCAAUCUAUGUUACAAUGUCAUGCAGAUAUUACUCGAGCGGCUC
Molecule: messenger RNA, 1386 nt
Organism: Cutaneotrichosporon oleaginosum
Lineage: Eukaryota; Fungi; Basidiomycota; Tremellomycetes; Trichosporonales; Trichosporonaceae
Biological process (GO): glucan catabolic process
Molecular function (GO): hydrolase activity, hydrolyzing O-glycosyl compounds
Source: RefSeq, a predicted model, not a curated record